This is a messenger RNA of Medioppia subpectinata, 2410 nucleotides long. Lineage: Eukaryota; Metazoa; Arthropoda; Arachnida; Sarcoptiformes; Oppiidae. The record is from the annotation of a GenBank genome assembly.
UAGAAAAUCGAUUCAAUGCUAUAAAUAAGACCAAAAACUUGCGAAAAGCGUUACGGAAUAAGCAAUUAUUUGUUGGAAAACAUAUCCAAAACAAUCUGUUGGACACAAAUGAGGACCAAUUGGAGGAAUUAACGUCUCAACAAAAACCAAUUUACUAUUCAUGCGCUGAUAUGGAGUGCGAGGCCGGAGGUGUUUGCAUAUUGGAUGAAAAACAUUUAGAUAACAGAAUCAGAUGUCGGUGUCCUUUAGGCAGAGGGGGCUUCUUCUGCGAGAAACCGGUUGAAAUACGGUUUCCGCGGUUCAGAGGGACGUCUUAUUUAGCGCUACCGACGCUAAGAGAUGCCCACCGAUCGAUGCAAAUCAACAUUCACUUCAAACCCGAACAUUACGACGGCGUUGUCCUCUAUAGUGGCGAACAACAGACUCUUGAGGGAGACUUCAUUUCACUGACACUCAAUCAAGGAUUCGCUGAAUUCAGAUUUGACUGCGGAAUGGGUGAUGGAGUGAUCAGAAGUGAUAUGCCUGUGGUUCUCAACUCUUGGAAUACGUUAACUAUAUAUAGGGACGGAUGGAUGGCAUGGAUGCAACUAAAUCAAGGGCAACAGAUCUCUGGGCAAUCGAAAGGCCUCUUCUCGCGGAUCACGUUUCGUUUGGAGACAUUUUUGGGCGGUUCGCCAAACAUCACACAAAUCGCCAAAAGAGUUCAUUCAAGCAAUGGAUUCAUUGGAUGUGUUCGCGGACUACAGAUUAAUGACAGAACUUAUGACUUUCGCUCAGAUAAUAGGGGCGACACUAUUGAUGGCGUUGAUAUUGAGAUGUGCACUUCAGACGUUUGCAAUAAAAUCUCAUGUCUUAACAAUGGCCAGUGUGUGGCCCUCUCUCCCGAUAAAGGCAUUUGUUUGUGUCCUUUGGAGACAGAUUUCAUGAUUCCUUCGUUCAACGGGUCGUCAUAUUUGCAAUUCCCAGGACUCGGACGCACUUUCCUGUCGUUUAUUGAAGUGAAGAUUGUAUUGAAACCAAUUUCACCAAAUGGUCUCUUCCUUUAUAAUGGCAAUCGGAUGGACGGCAGCGGAGACUUUGUUUUGCUUAAUUUGAUUCAUGGAUUCGUUGAGUUUCGCUUUGACUUAGGGUCGGGUCCGGCAGUCAUUAGGAGUCGACAUCCGAUUGCGAUGAAUGAAUGGCAUACUAUCGUCAUAUCGCGCACCGGAAGGCAGGGAAUACUUCAGGUGAAUGACGAGACGCCUGUAACCGCACACUCUUAUGGAGCCUUCUCUCAAAUGUCACUUUCACUCAAUCUCUUCGUUGGAGGCGUUCCUGACUUCAAAGACAUUCAGCGAAACGCUUUCGCCACUAAUCUAUUCAGUGGUUGUAUUCAAUCAGUUAUUGUCAACAAUCGACCGCUUUUGCUAUUAGAAGAAGCCCUGUCUGGAGUCAAUGUAGUCGACUGUCCACACCAUUGUAGUGGUCAGCCCUGUCUCAAAGGUGGUCGAUGUGAACCACAACUUGACGCCUAUCUCUGUCACUGUCCGCUCAGGUCUUUUGGCAAAAAUUGUGAACAAGGCAUCGAUGAUCUGGACGUGAAUCCGAUGUUUUACGGAAACAGUUAUUUUGAAUUCACAAAUGAAGAGAUCAUGAAGAGAGUGAUUGGCUCUAAGAUAAGCGUUGAGCUGAGAGUACGUGCCUUUAGCCCCGAAGGUGUCAUCUUUUGGACAGGCGUUAGAGAGUCGACGGGUUUUAGUGAUUGGUUUUCCAUCGGUUUAAGCGAAGGAUUCGUUAAAUUAGGUUUCGAUUUGGGUUCGGGAGAAGUGGAGACCGUGUAUAACGUGAGCCGAAUAGAUGACGGCCAGUGGCACGACAUCCAUGUGCUCCGACAUCAACGUCAGGCCUCUAUCAAAGUGGAUGACAAUAUCCCAUAUAAGGCCACAUCUCCCGGAUCUCAAAUCCAAUUAAAUACAAAAAGUGGAUUAUUCUUAGGGGGUUUAGAAGACACUCCCAUUCAGACGUUUAAUAAAUACAAAAGAGGUUUUAUCGGUUGUGUAUCGCAUAUAAUACUGGCCACUGAUUAUCACAUAAAGCCUAUGAGUGAAGCCAUUCGUGGCAUUAAUAUAAGAUCUUGUGUUUAAUAUGUGGUGUUUGAGAGACUAACAGACUUUUAUACCACCACUACCUCAACCCUUAUGGACGACUUCUAAUUGCAAUAAACAACUAAUUAUUAUAUAAUUAGCAAAUUAUCGGCAAAAACCUAAACUGUGAUAAUCAUAUUAUGCUUCACAACUAUUGUAAUUUAUAUGAAAUAUUUAUAUUAUUUGUCCAUCGAUUCAAUCGUCGAUUCAUUUAAUUAUCAAAUAUUUUUGUUCAAAUGAACGGUAAAACCAAAAACACAAUCAAGUCAUCAAAACAAACAAUUUGG